This is a messenger RNA of Aspergillus puulaauensis, 234 nucleotides long. RefSeq lists its product as uncharacterized. The coding region runs from base 1 to 234 and encodes 77 amino acids. The transcript has a single exon. Lineage: Eukaryota; Fungi; Ascomycota; Eurotiomycetes; Eurotiales; Aspergillaceae. The record is from RefSeq and is a predicted model, not a curated record.
AUGUCCGGCCUCGGCGGAAACUCGAACUCGGAUAAUACUAAACAGACCGACCAGGGCCAAGGUGGCGGCCUUGUUGGUGGACUCGGCAAUACACUAGGUCAGACUACACAGGGACUGGGUCAGGGCGUUGGAAACACAGUGAGCGGAGUGACCGACAAUGCUGGUAACCUGACGAAAGGAGUGACUGAUAAUGCGGGCAAAGUUGUGAGCGGCGGGACGCAGGGCAAGACAUGA